CAUAAAACUUGACAGGGAGAACGAAGAGAAGGGAGGGCGAUAGGGAGAGACGGAGAGGGGGGGAGAGAGAGGGGGAGGAUGUCAGACCUAGACAGGCAGAUCGAGCAGCUGAAGAGAUGCGAGCCCCUCAAGGAGUCGGAGGUGAAGGCCCUCUGCCUCAAGGCCAUGGAGAUCUUGGUCGAGGAAGGCAACCUCCAGAGAGUCGACGCCCCGGUCACCAUAUGCGGUGACAUCCAUGGGCAAUUUUAUGACAUGAAGGAGCUUUUCAAAGUCGGAGGUGAUUGUCCUAAAACCAAUUACUUAUUUCUUGGAGAUUUUGUUGAUAGAGGUUUCUACUCUGUGGAAACAUUUCUGCUUCUGCUAGCAUUGAAGGUGAGAUAUCCAGAUAGAAUAACUCUUAUUCGAGGUAACCAUGAGAGCCGACAGAUCACACAGGUUUAUGGAUUUUAUGAUGAGUGCCUCCGCAAAUAUGGUUCAGUAAAUGUCUGGAGAUAUUGCACUGACAUAUUCGAUUAUUUAAGUUUGUCAGCACUCAUUGAAAAUCGUGUUUUUAGUGUUCACGGUGGCCUUUCUCCAUCAGUUACUACAAUAGAUCAGAUUAGGAAGAUUGACCGGAAGCAGGAAGUUCCUCAUGAUGGAGCAAUGUGUGACCUACUAUGGUCAGACCCUGAAGACAUAGUUGAUGGUUGGGGUCUAAGUCCUCGAGGUGCUGGGUUCUUGUUUGGUGGCAAUGUUGUCAGCAUGUUUAAUUAUACAAAUAAGAUUGAUUACAUCUGUCGUGCUCAUCAGUUGGUAAUGGAGGGCUAUAAAUGGAUGUUUAAUAACCAAAUUGUCACAGUGUGGUCUGCACCCAAUUACUGUUACAGAUGCGGAAAUGUGGCUGCCAUUCUGGAGUUGGAUGAGAACCUAAACAAGCAGUUUCGUGUCUUUGAGGCUGCUCCUCAUGAAUCAAGAGGAGUUCCUUCCAGAAAACCUGCACCUGAUUAUUUCCUUUGAUUGGAAACCAUGGGCCAUUCUCCUCUCCUCGUGUGAAAUCACCAAGUGAGCUAACUGAUGUGCAGUACUGCAAUUUUAUUUCAUCAGUUUUGCUUGUCCACGGUUCACUUGGUGGUGUAAUGAAGCCUGUCUAGAUCAAUUUUUUUCCAGAAGUCGUUUAAUUGAUCUGAGGCGAUGGGCGCUCUUGUAAGAAUAGAACAUAUUGUGAUGUAAUUUGUCCUGCAAAGAUCUUAUAUGUUUAUAAGAGACAAGUCAGGGCACCUUAGUCCGGCUCCUUUUUUGGCUCUCC
This is a messenger RNA of Nymphaea colorata (pocket water lily), 1285 nucleotides long. RefSeq names its product serine/threonine-protein phosphatase PP-X isozyme 2. Gene Ontology annotation, cellular component: nucleus; cytoplasm. The coding region runs from base 79 to 996 and encodes 305 amino acids. The record is from RefSeq and is a predicted model, not a curated record. Gene Ontology annotation, molecular function: protein serine/threonine phosphatase activity. NCBI's taxonomy places the organism in Eukaryota, Viridiplantae, Streptophyta, Magnoliopsida, Nymphaeales, Nymphaeaceae. The transcript has 8 exons. Gene Ontology annotation, biological process: peptidyl-serine dephosphorylation; double-strand break repair via homologous recombination.